Rubroshorea leprosula is the source of this 2227-nucleotide messenger RNA. NCBI's taxonomy places the organism in Eukaryota, Viridiplantae, Streptophyta, Magnoliopsida, Malvales, Dipterocarpaceae. The record is from the annotation of a GenBank genome assembly.
GCUCCGACGCCGGCGCUCUCAUUAAGUAGUCUACGACAUAGCCAAGAAGACGAUGUCGGCUAGAUUGCUGAAGAAAGUUUUGAAAGAACAUGAACAACGGAAUCAGCAAUACGUAGCAGAAGAAGAAGAAGACGGUAAGCGGCGGCUUAACGGCGACGAAUCGGACUCGCCACACUCGGGCAGUCGUUCUUCCAAGAACCCAUUCGACCUACUCAACGAGGAUGACGAAGAGGAUAACACUGACGAGGUAGAGGAGUCAGAAGUUGUAGGUGGGACCUUGGCUGAAAAACAAGAAGUGCCUCCACUGAAAAAUACUUCAAAAGCAUCUGAUAACAAAUCAAGGAAAAAGAAGAAAAAGAAAAGCAAGGGUGGUUCUUUGAAUUCUUUGAAUGCAAAUGAAUCUGAAAAACCAUUGGAUGCGGCUUUAGAAACUUUAUCUUUGGAUGUAAGUUUGUCCAAACGUCAGUCUGGCCCUGCUAAAGCCAAAUCAGAAGAUGCUGGAGUUUGUGACAAUCUGGUCAAGCAAACUGGCCCCUCCAUAUUAGAAGCAGAUCCCAAACAUCUUAAUGCUGAAAAUGAGUUGAAGAGAAUAUUUGGUUCUAAAGUAGUGAAAUCAUUUGAGAAAAGCAAUCAAAGCAGCGGUCACAGACAGAUACGUGGAGGAAGACGUGGAAGUCAUCACAUUAGAAAGACUAUUCUGGUAUCUCCGUCAGACCAUUGGCCUCGCUGGGAUGGGUCUAUGUCCAUGGAAUUUGUGGAAAGCAAGGACGGGUAUAAUUACUUCAGAUACAUUUACUCAUCUUCCUACGGUGAAGCACAGAGAGCAUUUGAAGCUGCCCAGGCUAUUCAUGAUCUGAAUGGUGUAGCAAGUGUUCUGAUGUAUCACCCGUAUCACUUAGAUGCACUUCUAACAAUGGCAGAUUAUUUUAAAUUUGUGGGAGAGCAUCAGAUGUCGGCAGAUUCUAUUGCAAAGUGUUUAUAUGCCUUGGAAUGUGCAUGGCAUCCCAUGUUCACCCCCUUUCAGGGUAAUUGCCAAUUGAAGUACAGUCAUGAUGCAAACAGGCCAUUGUUCAAAGCACUUUUCAUUCACAUGAAAAAUAUGGACAGACGUGGCUGUCAUCGAUCAGCUCUAGAGGUUUGCAAAUUGUUGCUUUCACUCGAUUCAGAUGAUCCAAUGGGAGCUAUGUUUUGCGUUGACUACUUUGCUCUGAGGGCAGGAGAAUAUGCAUGGUUAGAACGAUUGUCUGAAGAAUAUAAAAGUGAGAAUUCCUUAUGGCUGUUCCCUAAUUUUGCAUAUUCCCUUGCUGUUUGCCGAUUUUAUCUUGAGAGAGAGAAUUCCCCCGAUGAUGCUUGUCUGGAUACCACAAAGGCUACUUCUGCUGAUCUUAUGAAUCAGGCUUUGAUGCUGCACCCUGCUGUCCUUAAGAAGCUUGUGAACAAGGUUCCUUUAAAGGACCAGGCAUGGACAAAUAUACUAAAAAAUUCCCUUUUCCACUCUGAUCAAACGGGGGUUGCAUCCUUGGAUCACCUGAUUAAUAUUUAUGCAGAGAGAAAUUAUCUCAUAUGGAGGCUUCCAGAUCUGCAACGAUUACUUAGAAAUGGUGCACAGCUUGUCAUUGAAUCUCUGGAACAGAACAAAAAUGAUGCUAGAGAUUGGGCUUGUGUGAGAGAAGAAGCAUUCUCCUCUGGGAAAAAUGAGUAUGCUCAUUUGUUGGUUCAGGAUUUUUCAGACACGGUGCCAACUCUUCCACCUGAUAACCUACAAAACUUUAUGGUCGAUCCAAGGGCAGGUUUGCAGAUUGCUGACGAUGCCGCCAAUCCACUUGAUGCUGACCAUAUUCCACUACCGAGGGACAUAGCAGAUGGCAAUCCAUUGGCUGUGUUGAUUGAAUCAAUGCUACCAUGGAUGAACUAUGGUGAUGCAGGAGAUGUUGCAGCUAUUGAUGGAAACCAGCAUGGCCAUGACCAAGAAGAUGAAGGUGAUUGAGGGGCUAUGUUAUAGAGAGUCAACAGAAAACUAAUUUCAUUGUAUCCAAUUUUUGUUGAUGAACAGUUCAGCCGGGGCAAUAGCUAUUCCAUGUAUAAAGAAUACCGAGGCAAAUCACGAUUAAUCGCAAUUGUUGUUAUCCUGAGAAUUUCGUUGACAUUGUUAAGCAUCCUGAAAGAACCAGGAAUUGAUUCCGUUCUUUUGCCUUUUGGCCAUGGAUUACAAUUAUUACUUUGACAU